Molecule: messenger RNA, 507 nt
Organism: Cylicostephanus goldi
Lineage: Eukaryota; Metazoa; Nematoda; Chromadorea; Rhabditida; Strongylidae
Source: the annotation of a GenBank genome assembly
AUGCAAUCGACUAUGUUGAGACGCAUGGGUAUCUAUAGAGUAUCAAGUCCGAAAUCACGUCUGGAUGAGCUAGAAAAGAAGGCUAAUGAAGGCGCACCUCUCAAUUUUGUUGAAGGUCACGAAGCUGCAGGAUUGAUCAAAAGGUUUCUGAGACAGCUUCCCGAACCCCUUUUAACAGCUGACAUCGAAAUGCUUGUAAAAGAGUGUGCUUGUAAUUGGAGAAGUAUAUGUCGGUGUGCCGUACGUGAUAAGAUGAGAGAACGGCUGCAUCGCAUUGGAAAGGCACAGUUUCAUCUCCUCGCUUAUAUGUUCCUACAUGUGCAAAAUGUGAUUAGAAUGGAAUCGGAAAACAAGAUGGGUAUCCAUGCAUUGGGAUUGCUCUUCCAGACUGUUCUAGAUAUUAGUAGGCAACUAGUAUGUUAUCUGAUAGUGAAUGCAAGUGCACGACUUUUCCCAGAUGCACCGAAGAAUGGCUACUUAUUCGACGAAGUGACGAUAGUCCCGUGA